AUGCUUCAAGGCCAAAUAUUUUCUCAACAACAGACAUCAUACAGCUGGGCUCUAGGAUUGUCUUAUUUAAAUCUUUCUCACAACUCUUUAACUCAUAUCCCCCAACUUCCUUCCCAGUCCCUUGCGUUUCUUGAUCUUAGUUCAAAUAACUUCAGUGGGGGAUUACUUAUGCCACCCAAUGAAAUAAGUGUUUACCUUGCUUCAUAUAAUAAAUUUACUGGUGAAAUCUCGAGAUCUAUGUGCAAUUUGUCUUCACUUGUGUUACUGGAUCUGUCUAACAACUACUUGGGAGGUGAUGUUCCUCAAUGUUUGGCGAAUUUGAGCACAUUCUUUUCGAUACUAGAUUUGCACUCCAACAGUUUCCUAGGGAUACUUCCAUCCAGCUUUCCAAUCGGUUGUAGAUUGACAAGUCUAAAUCUACGUGACAAUCAGUUAGAAGGAAGAAUCCCGAGAUCCUUGUCCAAUUGCUCAAUGUUACAAGUCCUAGAUCUUGGAAAUAACUUCUUAGAUGGUAUGUUUCCUUGGUGGUUAGGAACCCUACAAAACUUGCAGGUUCUAAGCUUGAGAGCGAACCAUUUGUAUGGAUCUCUUGGUAUUCCUAACUCUGGAUCAUUUUUUCCCGCAUUGAGAAUCCUUGAUCUUUCAGGAAAUAAAUUUUCCGGUGUCUUGUCACCAAAUCUUUUCGCUCAACUGAAUAGUAUGAAGAUAAUAAAUCAUAUCAUAACGCGGAUGCUCGAUAACGGAACUUUUUUAUACUACCAAAGUUCAUCCGUGUUGGUUGUGACAAAAGGAAUGGAGAUUGAUGUUUAUCAUGUACUUUCCAUCUUUACCACCAUAGAUUUGUCCAACAACAAAUUUCAUGGGUUCAUUCCAGAUGUCAUCGGAAAUCUCAUAGCUCUUCAGGGUUUGAAUCUUUCCCACAAUGGUUUGGAGGUCCGAUUCCACUAA
Oldenlandia corymbosa var. corymbosa is the source of this 948-nucleotide messenger RNA. The record is from the annotation of a GenBank genome assembly. Lineage: Eukaryota; Viridiplantae; Streptophyta; Magnoliopsida; Gentianales; Rubiaceae.